This is a messenger RNA of Lindgomyces ingoldianus, 794 nucleotides long. RefSeq lists its product as uncharacterized. Gene Ontology annotation, cellular component: P-body; RNA polymerase II, core complex. NCBI's taxonomy places the organism in Eukaryota, Fungi, Ascomycota, Dothideomycetes, Pleosporales, Lindgomycetaceae. The record is from RefSeq and is a predicted model, not a curated record. The transcript is spliced from 4 exons. Gene Ontology annotation, molecular function: nucleotide binding; translation initiation factor binding. Gene Ontology annotation, biological process: positive regulation of translational initiation; transcription initiation at RNA polymerase II promoter; mRNA export from nucleus in response to heat stress. The coding region runs from base 8 to 526 and encodes 172 amino acids.
CCCCGCCAUGGACGACGACCAGAGAGAGGUGCCCCGGGCCGCCCCGCCCCCUCCGCCCAUUUUCCGCGCUCCGAAGCAAGUCUCCCGCCCGAAAGCCGUUAUCCAGCAGGAAGAGGAGCUCGGCGCCGAACCCAAGCUGGGCGACUUCGAAAAUGUUCACGCGCUGUCUGUGUCUGAGGCCCGAGCUGUUAUAGCCGCCGUUCAUACGAAGAGGAAGAAGGAACCCGGCACCAACCCGCUAGGUGCCGACAGAGUACACAACGACUCACAAACAAUCACAGCCUUCAUGGAGUAUCUAGAAACCUUCUCUCGCUACAAGCAGAACGAGAACCUCCAUGCUCUCUCCGGUCUCCUCGACUCCCAGCCAGAACUCAACUCAGUGGAGAAAGCCAUGUUGGGGUCACUCGCGUGCGAUUCUGCAGACGAGGCCAAGACCCUCAUCCCGUCCCUCUCAACCAAGAUGUCGGAUGACGCCCUGCAAUCCAUGCUAGACGAGAUGCAGAAACUCCAGGACCGCUUUGGUUAAAAAUCUAUAUUAGUCAAUUCUGGCAUUGGGCACGGCAACUUGGGUUAGACUAAGGACGCCGCAAGAAGGAAUGUGACGAGGCGGACCAGCCACAGGGCCAACAUUGAUGACCCUUCAAAUGGCAACUCCACUAACAAAGAGACUGUAAUGGGAAUGACUUUGACGGACAGAAUUAGUUCUAUCAAGGAUAGUCAGUGAACGGAAUGAUAUUGGACUUUUGGGCGAUACCCAGCGUCAGGGUGAGAAGGCCUCCUGCGCCAUAAAUGAG